AUGUCUACGAGACCUCCUUCACGAGUCGUCUUUGUGGGAAACAUCCCAUACGGACUCUCUGAGGAGCAAAUCACCGACAUUUUCAGCAGUGUAGGGAAGGUCGAGCGCUUCCGUCUAGUAUACGACAAUGAGACCGGGCGUCCAAAAGGCUUUGGCUUCGCAGACUAUCCAGACACCGACUCGGCUUCCUCCGCCGUUCGCAACCUGAACGACUACGAAAUCAUGGGUCGUCGGCUUCGAGUCGACUUCAGCAACGAUCAAAAAUCAGCUGACGACGAUCGCGACCAGGCUCCCCCAGGACACGGCGCCAAUAGUACCGGGCCAUCAACACAGACAGGGUCUAUCCCCCCGCUCCCUGCGGGCAAGGACCUGCCCCCGGGCGUCAAGUGCGCCGACGCCAUCUCGCAGACCCUCCACACCCUCCCGCCCACGCAGCUCCUCGACAUCGUCUACCAGAUGAAGGCCCUCGCCACCUCGGAGCCCCAGAGGGCCACCGAGCUCCUCCAGCAGGCUCCCCAGCUCGCCGCCGCCAUCUUCCAGACCCUUCUCCUCAUGGGCCUCGUGUCUCCCGAGGCCGUGUCUUCCGUCAUCGAGCCCGGAGCUCCCCCCGCCGCUGCCCCCGCUGCAUACCCUCCCUCUAUUCCAGGAUACCCCGCCGCCACCGCCACGCCCCCUGUUGCCGGCAUGCCCUACGCUGCUCCCGCUUACGGCGUUGCCCCUCCGCCGCCUACUGCCCCCACUGCCCAGCCCAUGCUGAACCCUGACGAUCUCGUCAGGCAGGUCAUGGAGCUUCCUGAGUCUCAGAUAAACAUGCUUCCCGAGGCAGAGAAGCAGCAGAUCUUGGCCCUCAGGGCCCAGUUUGCCGCGCAGAGGCGGUGA
Geosmithia morbida is the source of this 879-nucleotide messenger RNA. Its product is annotated as cleavage stimulation factor subunit 2. Gene Ontology annotation, molecular function: mRNA binding. Gene Ontology annotation, biological process: mRNA 3'-end processing. Gene Ontology annotation, cellular component: mRNA cleavage and polyadenylation specificity factor complex. The transcript is spliced from 4 exons. The record is from RefSeq and is a predicted model, not a curated record. NCBI's taxonomy places the organism in Eukaryota, Fungi, Ascomycota, Sordariomycetes, Hypocreales, Bionectriaceae. The coding region runs from base 1 to 879 and encodes 292 amino acids.